UAGCGAUUUUAAUCAGCGGACUCACAAGACGAACAACAUGGCGGACGAACUCUCAAAUGCGAACUUAAGUCAGAUAACGCACUUCAACACUGAAUAAUGGCUUAAAAUGUUUAUCAGGCUGGAUAACCUUGUGACUGUUUAUAAAAACAGCACAUGAGAUGGCGCUUCGAUUGCCUCCGAUGCCUAAAGUAUCGGAUCUGCUACGUCUUUACGGCUUGACGGCACAGAAACAGUUCAGUCAGAACUUUAUUUUGGAUCUCAAUAUCACAGACAAGAUAGCUAAGGUAUCUGAUGUGUUUGACUGUUAUGUGUGUGAGGUUGGAGCAGGCCCAGGCUCUCUCACUCGAUCCAUCCUAAAUGCUGGAGCAAGGCAUGUAGCAGCUGUGGAGAUUGAUAGACGUUUUCUCCCCUCUUUGCAGCUUCUUGAGGAUGCGGCUAAAGGACGUAUGACUUUGCAUCAUGCUGACAUCAUGAAGUUUAACAUUCCCUCAGCUUUUCCCCGGGCUUCUCCUACAGGAUGGGAGUCAGGAGAUAUUCCAGGUGUGCGCAUGGUUGGCAAUCUUCCAUUUGGUGUAUCCAUACCACUUCUCCUUCAAUGGCUGGAAGCAAUUCCAGAGCGAUCAGGUCCUUUUGCAUUUGGAAGGACACCCAUGGCUUUGGUUUUUCAAAAAGAGGUUGCAGAGAAUAUUGUGGCAUCUGAGGGGAGCUAUAACAGAUCUAGGCUGGCUGUCAUGGUACAGUACCUGUGUGAAGCCAAGAGGAGAUACUCACUUCCCAGUUCUGUGUUUGUCCCUAAGCCAAAGGUAGAUGCGUCACUGGUUGUUCUCACACCCCGAGUUACGCCACUAAUUGAUGCACCCUUCAUCGUCGUUGAACAAGUCGUAAAAGCAGUCUUUGCGAUGAGAAGAAAAUUCAUCCACACUCCUCUCAAACUGAUGUUCCCAGGAAAAGAAGAACUAGUAGGUGAUUUGCUUCGCCUUUCCUCGGUCAACCCUGAACAGCGGGCUCACGAAUUAGCUAUGACCGAAUUCAACAGCCUUUGCUCCGCUUAUCUCGAGAUCGCGAGAACAAUGGACUUAUCACUUCAGCCAAUGAGAGUGAAUAGACCAGCUCAUGUGACUGAUGUGCUAAGAUGAUACAGUCUACCGCUUUCAUGUCGCCAUGAAUGGCGGCUUACGAUAACCUCCGAGCAUUGAAAUAAUUCGUCUGACGCGAGAAACGUACUAUUUCCCUCUCGGACUAUCAGAGACCUGGGCGCGACCGAUGCCUAGUCUCCGUAAUAUUGAUAUUUUAGCCAAGAGUCAAACUGGGUUAACUAAACCGAGAAUUAUAAUUUGUGAAGUAUCUCUAGGAAUUCUUUACCCUGGGUAUCAGAGCCUCCAGACUUCUCUCGCGACAUUUUGGCUAAGCGUCACUGGGCGAGAGAAAUCUGGAGGCUCUGGUACCCAGGGAGGGAAUUCUUGCUCUUGGUACCUACGAAUGCGUUUCCCACUGUAUAUGAAAUCCUUUAUAUGUGAAGUCAUCUUAAGAUAACGGAGGGGCUUGAAUAUGCAAAUAUCCCUUAUAUACGCGCGUCCUGUUUGUAGGCAAGUUCUUCACUUAAUGUGUGUGCUGUGCUAUGAUGACCAUAGCAUGUACCUUUGCUGUCGCUAUGUGAACCUGGCUGCUAUUAUGAAAAAGUUCAUGAUUGGAUGGUUGGGUAAGGUGGGUCUGUUGUAGUUACACCGCGAGUUCUAACGUCAGGCUCGAUGCUCUGGGUGUUUGUUGACGAUGACCUUCCUGAUUCCAUGUCAUCCUUCCCGAGGAGCCUUCUGUAACUUUUUUCCUCAAGGAUCCAGGCAAGAUAAGGAAGGAUGUUUUCGUAAAGUUAUUUAUACCUCUCUUGACUGUUCUUUAAAGAUGUGUAAAAUAUCAAGAAACUAUUAAAGACAUAUCAUAGUUCUCUUGA
Messenger RNA from Nematostella vectensis (starlet sea anemone), 1948 nucleotides. Its product is annotated as dimethyladenosine transferase 1, mitochondrial. Gene Ontology annotation, cellular component: mitochondrial matrix. Gene Ontology annotation, molecular function: rRNA (adenine-N6,N6-)-dimethyltransferase activity; mitochondrial transcription factor activity. The transcript has 7 exons. Gene Ontology annotation, biological process: transcription initiation at mitochondrial promoter; rRNA methylation. The record is from RefSeq and is a predicted model, not a curated record. The coding region runs from base 159 to 1136 and encodes 325 amino acids. Lineage: Eukaryota; Metazoa; Cnidaria; Anthozoa; Actiniaria; Edwardsiidae.